CAUGAACUACAAUUUGUAGGUGAAUUCAACCCCAAGCGGCCGAUGCCCUGCGAAGCGGGGUGCGGCUUGGUGAUCCCAAAAGAUGAGUUGGCGGAGCACAACUGCGUGCGCGAGCUCCGGGCACUGAUAGCCACUCAGCAGGGCAAGCUCACCGAGUACCAACAAGAGCUUGCCGAACAGAGGCUGAUUAUCAACGAACAUAAAAGGGAAAUGGCUUUGCUCAAGGAAUUUAUGCGCGCUAUGCGAUUAUCGAAUCCCACAAUGCGAGCGUUAGCUGAUCAGAUGGAGAGAGAAGAAGUAGUGCGCUGGGCCAACUCGCUGUCCAGAGCGCGCGUUACGCGCUGGGGCGGUAUGAUCUCCACACCCGACGACGUUUUACAAAUGAUGAUUAAGCGAAGCUUAUCAGAAUCGGGCUGCCCGCCGCAUAUAAUCGAUGAUUUAAUGGAAAACUGCCACGAGAGAAGAUGGCCUCCGGGACUGUCUUCACUUGAAACUAGACAAAAUAAUAGAAGAUUAUAUGAGAAAUACGUAUGCAAGAGAGUGCCAGGCAAACAAGCGGUUCUCGUCCUCCACUGCGACAACACGCACGUCGACGAACACAUGAUGGUCGAACCCGGACUGGUGAUGAUCUUCGCACAUGGAAUAGAAUAGAUGGACUGCGCGUCUGCAGUUAAUGCGUGCAGUCGUGAUCAACUGUAUACAAUCGAAUCUUCAACUGCGUGCAGUCGAGACUUCACCUGCAAGUGUCGACUGCAAUCAACGUAUAUACAACAGUGCCAGAAUCAAAAGUAGCGGUUCACAUUCUUAAAAUAUGAAUUUAUUGUGUCUAACAAUUUGGUCUAGUAGUAACGGCAAAAGGUGGGAUGACGAUGAAAGAGGUCGCAUCGUCACAAAGGUAACGAUUAGUUGAGGGUUUAAUCAAGUCAAUGGUAAAACAAAAACACGAUUGGUGAACACAACGAAUUUAUAUAAUUUAUACAAUUCUUCAAAUAUUUUUUUAUUGUAAAGGCACCUUAUUUGCAUUUUUGGUAGCAAAUUCCACAGUAGAGUACAGUCGGG
Molecule: messenger RNA, 1059 nt
Organism: Hyposmocoma kahamanoa
Lineage: Eukaryota; Metazoa; Arthropoda; Insecta; Lepidoptera; Cosmopterigidae
Gene: elgi
Product: E3 ubiquitin-protein ligase NRDP1
Exons: 5
Biological process (GO): protein ubiquitination
Molecular function (GO): ubiquitin protein ligase activity
Source: RefSeq, a predicted model, not a curated record